Molecule: messenger RNA, 738 nt
Organism: Trichomonas vaginalis G3
Lineage: Eukaryota; Parabasalia; Trichomonadida; Trichomonadidae
Product: cysteine proteinases family
Exons: 1
Coding region: 1-738 (245 amino acids)
Source: RefSeq, a predicted model, not a curated record
AUGCAAGCACCUCGUUCUGAUUUCACAAGAGCUAACUGCGCAGAUGAUAGAUGUUAUCCAGGAUUAACAGGUUGUAAACAUCACUGGGCACUCACAGGAAGUUGCAAUCCAGGUGCUCCAGAAACAGGAUGUCCAAUCUACUUCCUUUAUAACUGGCGCUGGAUCAAAUCACAUCUGUGGGAAGUUGGUGCUGUCACUUCUUCCAUCACAGUCUAUCAAUCCCUUUUCAGAUAUGGCGGAGGAGUCUAUUCAGGAUAUUGGAAACUAGAUGGUAAAACACAAAAUUCAGGCUGGGAAAAUAUUCUAGGCAUGCUUGAUGUUACGAUUAUUGGGUGGGGACAAACAAAAUUAAAUCUUUCCCUUAAUUCAGAUGAAAAUACACAAACACUUAACCGAUGGUGGUGGGUUAUUCCCCACUUUGGAGUUAACUUUGGGGUCGCUUAUGAUGCAUGUAAUGAACAAACAACAACAACAACAGGUACUAAAAAUAAUAAAGGAGAUUGCAGAAAGACGUAUGAAAAUAUUUUAGAUAAUAAAAAUGGUCAAAUAAAAAUCGAACCAUUGAAAGUUGUUGGCAGUGGCAAUGGAGAACAAAGCAGUACUAUCAAAGGAUUCAUGAAAUUCAAUCGAAGAUUCGAUGAUUGUAAUAUCGAAUCACAUGCAGUUGGUGCUGUUCCAUAUAACUUUGUUCCCCUUCCUCAUAGAACUCCUGAACCAACAGAAAAUCCGGAAGAUUAG